AUGUAUAACAAUUUAUUACUAGGCAAAACCCCUACUAUAGCAAUAUUCUCGGGAGAUACUUGUGGGUGUAGCGUUUGUCUAGUUUCUCAAAGAGAUACAUGUGCGUCAAAAUGUAUAUUCGGUGCAAGCAACAAGUUCUACAGCGUUGUGAUUGGCUAUCAAUCAUCGCGCCACACUCCUAAACCGGAUAAUAGCUUACAUCAAAGUUUUGUUAUAAAAGUAUCCAGUUGUGAGAAUGAUAAAAUAUUUUCCACUUGGCACCAAUCAUUAAUUAAAUCGGUCACACAUAUACUGAAAAUGCACUUUUAUACCACCCCAAACCGUACACCAUGCAGGAGCAGCUUCUCAACAUAUAUGGAAAUAUUUAUUAAAGAAAAAUAUGUAAAAGAAAACAGACACAGUGUGGUGCCCAUUUUUCUCCGGAUAAGGUCAGCUAGUUACACGUUCUGGAGCCAAGCAGCCAACUCUCUCAAAUCAUGGCUAGUUUUUAGACUGGCUCUCUGGUCAUAUUUCCCAAUACUGAGCCCUAAUACUUGUGGCCAAUUUUGUGUCUAG
This is a messenger RNA of Phycomyces blakesleeanus NRRL 1555(-), 555 nucleotides long. RefSeq lists its product as hypothetical. The record is from RefSeq and is a predicted model, not a curated record. NCBI's taxonomy places the organism in Eukaryota, Fungi, Mucoromycota, Mucoromycetes, Mucorales, Phycomycetaceae. Bases 1 to 555 code for a protein of 184 amino acids. The transcript has 7 exons.